Molecule: messenger RNA, 1734 nt
Organism: Vitis riparia (riverbank grape)
Lineage: Eukaryota; Viridiplantae; Streptophyta; Magnoliopsida; Vitales; Vitaceae
Product: ubiquitin carboxyl-terminal hydrolase 6
Exons: 18
Coding region: 101-1540 (479 amino acids)
Biological process (GO): regulation of proteasomal protein catabolic process; proteasome-mediated ubiquitin-dependent protein catabolic process; protein deubiquitination
Molecular function (GO): cysteine-type deubiquitinase activity; protein binding; proteasome binding
Source: RefSeq, a predicted model, not a curated record
AGAACCAUCUUUCGACUUUGCCCUCUCUGCAAGCUAAAACAGCAACACCUGAAUCCUUCUGUCUCUGUGUGGAUCUUUCCUAUCCACGAGCUUUUCAACCAUGCCUACAGUGAGUGUAAAGUGGCAAAAAGAGUUCUUUCCAGCUGUGGAAAUUGACACUACCCAGUCCCCAUAUGUUUUUAAAUGCCAGUUGUUUGAUCUAACAGGAGUACCGCCGGAAAGGCAGAAGAUCAUGGUCAAAGGUGGUUUACUUAAGGAUGAUGCAGAUUGGUCAACAUUAGGAGUAAAAGAGGGUCAAAAAUUGAUGAUGAUGGGAACUGCAGAUGAGAUUGUUAAGGCCCCGGAGAAGGGCCCUGUUUUCAUGGAGGAUCUUCCUGAAGAAGAGCAAGUGGUAGCUGUGGGUCACAGUGCUGGUUUAUUUAAUCUGGGAAACACCUGCUACAUGAACUCUACAGUACAGUGCUUGCAUUCAGUUCCAGAGUUGAAGUCAGCUUUAAUCAAGUAUCCGCAUUCUGGAAGAAGCAAUGAUUUGGAUCAGCCUUCUCAUAUGUUGACUUGUGCAACACGUGAUUUAUUUAGUGAGCUUGAUAAAAAUGUCAAGCCUGUGGCGCCCAUGCAGUUUUGGAUGGUAUUGCGUAAAAAAUAUCCUCAAUUUGGCCAGCUGCAUAAUGGUGUCUUCAUGCAACAGGAUGCUGAGGAAUGUUGGACACAACUUUUAUACACUCUUUCUCAGUCACUUAGAUCACCUGGUUCCAGUGAAAAUCUCGAUACUGUGAAGGAACUUUUUGGUGUUGAACUUGUUAGCAGGAUGCAUUGCGAAGAAAGUGGUGAAGAGAGCUCAGAGACUGAAUCAGUUUAUUCACUUAAAUGCCACAUAUCACACGAGGUGAACCAUUUGCAUGAAGGACUAAAACACGGUCUGAAAUCAGAGUUGGAGAAGGCUUCUCCUUCUCUGGGGCGUAGUGCAAUUUAUGUGAAAGAGUCACGUAUCAAUGGCUUGCCAAGGUACUUGACCAUUCAGUUUGUUCGUUUUUUCUGGAAAAGGGAGUCGAAUCAGAAGGCAAAGAUUUUGCGGAAAGUGGACUAUCCACUAGAAUUGGAUGUUUAUGAUCUCUGUUCGGAUGAUCUUCGCAAAAAAUUGGAAGCCCCUCGACAAAUUCUAAGGGAUGAGGAAGGUAAAAAGCUUGGUUUGAAGAACUCUGCUUCGAAGGACAAUGAUGUCAAGAUGGCUGAUGCAGAGGGAUCGUCAAAUAGAAGCGGUGAAUCAUCUUUAGCUACAUCUGAUGAAGGCGUUCCAACCGACAAGGAAACACACUUGACUGGAAUUUAUGAUCUGGUUGCUGUGUUGACCCACAAGGGCAGGAGUGCUGAUUCAGGGCAUUAUGUUGCCUGGGUCAAGCAAGAAAGUGGAAAAUGGAUUGAGUUUGAUGAUGAUAAUCCAAUCCCACAGCGAGAGGAAGACAUCACUAAACUGUCUGGAGGAGGCGACUGGCAUAUGGCAUACAUUUGCAUGUACAAGGCCCGCACCAUCCCCAUGUAAUCUCUCUUAUCUCAUAAAUUUAGUUUGAAGUGUCUAUUGAUUUACAUCAUACAGGGAUCCUCAUGGUUGAUUAAGAAUUAUAAAAUGGGAUUAUAGAUUUUACAGAAUUGUAUUGUACUGUUGAAGUUGUCAAAUACGUGAGCUGAGACCUCCGUUUUAGGGUGUGCCAUAAAUUUAUGAAUUUUACUUUGUUA